Molecule: messenger RNA, 975 nt
Organism: Arachis stenosperma
Lineage: Eukaryota; Viridiplantae; Streptophyta; Magnoliopsida; Fabales; Fabaceae
Exons: 4
Coding region: 1-975 (324 amino acids)
Source: RefSeq, a predicted model, not a curated record
AUGACGAUGCUUGGUAGUGUUGCAAUGUUGAGAACGAGUCCUGUGCGAGUGGAUGGCCAUUUGUCAAUAUCAACGGGACCCACCUAUACGGCAAAUACGGGGGGAGUUGUGAUUGCACAAGACAGGAACUCCAACAUCCUAUCUAUUGCAUUUGCACUUAUGGAGGGUGAGGAUGCUGAGUCAUGGUCUUUUUUUCUAUCCCACCUCCGCCAGCAUAUGACUCUACUGUCGGGUAUUCUGAUGAUAUCAGAUCGGCACAAUGGUAUCAAGGCGACACUUGAAGCUUCCGACGGGGGUUGGCUACCACCUGCUGCAUACCAUGCAUUCUGUAUUCAAUAUAUGGCGUCAAAUUUUUCCCUGACUUUUAAGGGCAAGGAUGCACGUAGGCUUCUGGUGAAUGUCGCUAACAGGAUUGAUAUUCUACAAACUGAAGAUCCUGCCAUGUGUGAUUGGGCUAACAGAAUUAAGUAUGCGAUGUGGACUCAGCAUUGGAAUAAAGGUAGGAAAUUCGGACAUAUGAUGACGAAUAUCUCCAAGUGUGUGAAUUUGAUACUGAAGGGAGUGAGGAACCUUUUUGUUUGUUCACUGGUGAAGUCCACGUACAGCAGAGAUAAUUCUGAGUUUACUGUCGCCGAGACCAUACCUACUGGGUCCUUCUCACUUGGUAGUUAUAGAGUGUCACUCAGACCCUAUGUGCAUAAGGUGUAUCUCCUUAGUUCGGUGUUCAGUGUGAUAGGAUUCAUCCCUACGGUCCUUGAGGAUUUUUGGCCACCGUAUGAUGGACUCACAUUCAUACCGAAUUCCUUCAAGAGGUGUGCGACUAAAGGGUGUCCCAGGACCACUAGGAUUCGGACUACCAUGGACGAGGCUGACUCGAGUAGGCCCAUGAGAUGUGGACUGUACAGACAGCCAGGACAUACAUGUAGGACGUGUCCACAGGGAGGUGUCACCACGGGUACCGGAGUUGAUGUCUAG